AUGGACCCAUUCGAAGUCAGGAUGCAUUUCCUCUCCCUCCUACGGAGGCUCAACGCCUCUCAACAGUCUAUCCAAAAAGUAGUUGCAUAUGCACUCAAAUAUUUCUCCCGAUGCGGUGAGGAUCUCUGGGACUGUGUUGUUGAAGAAUGUCAGAAGGGCUCGCUGAAUACUCGAAUAAAUAUUCUUUAUUUACUCGACUCUUUGUGCGAGACAUCUCUUCUCAGCAAAGCGUCGUUCGGUCCAUCAAAUUAUAACAACAAUCUCUAUGUCGAUUUCGUGGCACGCGAUCUCGCGAUGAUCGUUGACUAUGUUGUUCCUCAGAGCAGAGAGGGGCUAAUUAACCUUAUGAGCGCUGUCCAGAUUCUGGAAAAUUGGCGUAACAAGCGCAUAAUAGAUCCACAAAAAAUCGACGAUGUGCUUGCCAAGCUUGAAUCGCAAAAGGCGGGCAUGCAUGCUGCAGCUAUGGUCUCGGAUGUACAGGUCGCGUCUGAUGCUGAGAGAGAAUCCUUGACAUUUUCGCGACCGGAAGUCUUCAAGCGCAUUGAGGAAGAUCGUGAGCGACACAAACGCUUACGAGAGCGUCGAUGGGUCCAGCCUGUCUCGCAUAUGCAGGCAAUGCCGCUGUUAGCGUCGUUCGCACCAUUACCCCCCGAUCAAUCUCCUGGCGCUGUCCCCGCUUCUUCAAUUACUCAAACCGAUACUGUGGCGGGCACGAUUGACCCCCCACUCCCUCUCGACAUCGAAUUCGACAACGAAUGGGAGACGACGAGUGAUUGGAACGAAGAUGACGAAGAAGCGAUUGCAGAGGAGAACGCGUUGUGUUAUCCGAACGCUGCGACGCGACUAGGUGGGAAUGCUGAAAUCCCCGCUUCUCUUGUAUCCGGUGUCGCGCCAGUUAUGGCGAAGGCUCCUAGCAUUGCGGAAGAAGAAAAUGUGUCUGCUCAAGCUGAGCCACCGAAGAAACGAAUCAAGAUCAUCCGGACGAGGUGGCCUGUUACGAAUGAUCGGAGGGAGACGUGA
Fomitiporia mediterranea MF3/22 is the source of this 1020-nucleotide messenger RNA. RefSeq lists its product as uncharacterized. Lineage: Eukaryota; Fungi; Basidiomycota; Agaricomycetes; Hymenochaetales; Hymenochaetaceae. The coding region runs from base 1 to 1020 and encodes 339 amino acids. Gene Ontology annotation, biological process: positive regulation of DNA-templated transcription, elongation; positive regulation of transcription by RNA polymerase I. Gene Ontology annotation, cellular component: CTDK-1 complex. The record is from RefSeq and is a predicted model, not a curated record. The transcript is spliced from 5 exons.